CGGCCAUAUAUCUGGACAGAUUCAGACCAGCCAUCUAGUGUGCUGCUGUCCUCCGAAGAGCUUCUCCGCUGUCAGAUUCAGUUCUGGUGGACACGUCGUCAUCAUGAUGCUCAGAAUUGUGUUUGGAGUCAUUGCAGCGAUUGGAUUCCUCACGCUCAGUGAAGCCCUGACGUGUAAUUCCUGUAAAGUGGGCGUUCUAGGAAAAUGUUUAUUCAGUUCCCAAGUGUCCUGCGCUGCCUCUGAGACCAAGUGCUACAGCGCCAAAGCAGAGUUCAAUGUGACCGGGUUUCUGAGUCUGUCCUCCAGUGGUUGUACAUCUGAUUGCAACAACACCGCUGGAAGCAUCCUGGGAGCGGGAUACACCGUGACCAAAACCUGCUGCGCUGUAAAUCUGUGCAACGGAGCGAGUGCAGCGCAGCUGUCCAUGGCUGGGGCUCUCAGCGCCGCUCUGCUGGCCUCCGUCUGGAGCAGCUCCAUGCUGUAGAUGUAACACCUGCUUGUCUGUGCUAUGCUGUGUUCACAGUAACACCUUGAACCGGAAUCAGUGAAGAUAUAAUCUCUAGAAUGUAUAAAUCCCAUAACUUUAAUUGUUUACUCCACUGAGUUUAUCUGCCUCGUUGCAAAUAUGCAGUGAUAAAGUUUUUAUUUUUAUUUUUUUAUAAACAUUUACUUAAAAUGUAAAACAUAUUUAAAAUUUCAAAACUUUUGCUGAGGUUUUUUCUUUUUCUUUUAUAAAACCGACAUUUGGAUUCACACUGUGGAAUAAGGUGAUGAUAUAUUUGAGAUGGAACUGAAUCAAUUUCACAGCAGUGACUCCGGGUUAGGUACUGUACUUGCUUUGGAUUGUUUUAUAUCUUUUAGUAAAUGAUGACAAGAGUUGUAAUUUUUGGAUGAGCUAUCCCUUGACUUCAUAUAUAUUCUAGCAUCGUAUUAUUAGACUAGACUAAUAAAUAUGACCUGAAAAAAACCCUGUUAUUUCAGUUAUGUUUUUGUUAGUAUUAACUACUGCUGUCCAACGAUUAAUCGUGAUUAAUCACAUCCAAAAUAAAAGUUUUUGUUUACAUAAUAAAUGUAUGUGUACUG
Onychostoma macrolepis is the source of this 1083-nucleotide messenger RNA. RefSeq names its product lymphocyte antigen-6, epidermis (gene lye). The transcript has 3 exons. Bases 104 to 484 code for a protein of 126 amino acids. The record is from RefSeq and is a predicted model, not a curated record. Lineage: Eukaryota; Metazoa; Chordata; Actinopteri; Cypriniformes; Cyprinidae.